Messenger RNA from Haliotis rufescens (red abalone), 1062 nucleotides. RefSeq lists its product as uncharacterized. Gene Ontology annotation, molecular function: carbohydrate binding. The coding region runs from base 77 to 1015 and encodes 312 amino acids. The record is from RefSeq and is a predicted model, not a curated record. The transcript is spliced from 4 exons. NCBI's taxonomy places the organism in Eukaryota, Metazoa, Mollusca, Gastropoda, Lepetellida, Haliotidae. Gene Ontology annotation, biological process: cell adhesion.
AAGGUGACCCACAUGAUAAGAUUAAACUCAACAUUCAGUCUGUCCCAAGAAGUCUGAAGAACUUGCGUAAGACACAAUGGAUAGUUUCAUGUUUAUUAAGAUAUUACUUAUGUGUUUAAAUAUCGGAAUUCUGAGUUCCGCCCAAAGUCGAUUUCCCACGUUAGGAACUUCAACCGUUAAAACGACUGCACAGACAACCUUGGACCCACUUCUUAUGAGCGGCAUGGGCGGGUUCCUGCAAAUGAUUCAGGAAUUCGGGUCUCUGCGGGCACAGGUAGAGCAGCAGGAAGAGACCAACAAACUCCUCCAGGGCACGGUGACCAGGCUAGAGGCGCUGCUGGAGCAGGUCAACAACACGGCAGUGCAGGAGACAGACUACCUCAAACAGGGAUCCAUGGUGCAGCAAGAGAUCUCAACUCUGCUGCAAACAACAACGUUCAUCGAGGCGGAGAUGACGAAUGCUGUGACGACUGCAACAAUGUUGGAGAUGGAAAUGAUGAAAGUUGAGAAGUCUCUUGAUGACGUCACCGACUGCCAUGACAUAUUCAAAGCGAGGCUGGACAACAUGACUUCAUCACUGGUUGACGCGACUGACGAGACAAACCUUCUUUCCUUCAACUCUGAGAUGUUGAAUCAAACAAUGGAGGAACUCAACAAGGAUAUUAUGGAGCUGACCAGUAAAAGCGACGACUUGAAAGUAUCAACGAGCAAACUGGACAGCAUCGCUUGCCAAUCAGGAAGACUUUUCUUCAGAGGUAGCAGCAGGUAUCUUUACUCAAGGUUAGGGUAUGCUCAGUGGCCGGAAAGCCAAAGUGUUCACUUCAGCAAGCAGUUCAUCCGAUCACCGACUAUUUCAUACGGCGUUGUUGGUAUGGAAGCGGACAAAGACUAUGACGUCAAAUUCAACCUGACCAUCAAUGACGUCAGGAGCUCCGGGUUUGAACUACAGUGUAACGCAAAUGGAAAAGGCGAGCUUGUAAAGUUAGAUGUACAAUGGAUUGCGUGUCUUGUGUAGCGAGAGCCACGAUCUUACACAUUGUGAAUAAAAGUUCCCCAAAGUGU